GAAUAAAAAGAACAAUAAUACUAACAUGGCUACUACAACACCAACUAAUGUGACUACUACUAAUAAUAGUAGUAAUACUAGCAAACGUGAUAAAAGACGUCGUCGGAAUCGAUUGCAUCAUCAUCACCACCAGCAGCUGCAGCAGCAUAAUCCUCAACGACGGACAAAUAGUAUGGGUACAGAUACAACUGAUCACUUGUCAAUCAUUGAUGAUGAUGACGCCGACGAUGUUGAUGGUGUCGAUAAUCAUCAUCAUCAUCACUAUCGAUCGAGGAAUCCAUCAAUAAAUUUCACUAAUCAUCUUGCUACUUCUGAUUGGACAAAUGAAAAUAGUAGUAGUAGUGCUAAGCCUAGUAGUAUAACACGACAUAAACGAAAUCGUGUACGAAUUUUAGAUAACUCGUCGAAUCCACUGACAAGUAUGCCCACUGGUAAUGCUACAAUAGCAACAACGACAACAACAGCGACACAAAAUCUACAAAGACAAAUAGCGAUUGAUCGAUCCUGUGUCAGUACUACUACUAAUAACAGUUGUUGUAAUGGUAGUACAUCAGGUUUACUGUGUAAUAAUAAUCUACAUCAACACUGUUAUCACCACGACCAUACCCACGCCUAUCAUCAACAUCGGCAUUCAACGACAAAUGAUAAUGAGGCAUCACUCAUCACAAAUCAUCGUUAUUCUACUUCUUCAACGUGUAAUUGUUGUUCUGGAGUAGCAGAUUUUAAGUGUAGGUAUUCAUUAAUUGAUAUCCCGCCGGGUGAUUUAAUCAAUAAUAAUAAUAACACGUUGUCAGAGGUGGUGACACCGUCAUCAUUACCUAUGAAUAAUAAUAAUGAUAAUAAUGAGGAGACAGAAGGUCAAGAAGAAGAAGGUGAUGAAGGACAAAGAAGAAUCAGUAUUCUGAGUGAUAGUCAUGUGAUGAUGAUGAAUUGUCUUCUAUCUGAUAAUCUGAUUACAUCAUCUAAUACUACUGCUACUACAACCAAUACCACAACUUCAGUUAGACCAGUUCAUUCGAAUCGACACACUUCCAAUGGAUCACAGAGUAUACGAUCAAAUGUAUCUAACAUUCCAUGUAUAUUUACUGCUUAUCCUAAUCAUCAUGAGAAUAACUGCCACAAUUUCACUACACCAUCAUCAUGUACACAGUCGUCUGGUCGACGUUCAUCUGCUAUCAGUGCUUAUCAUCAAACAUCAUCAUCCUCUGGAAUAACAACAACAACAACAGGAGGAGCAGGAGGUUCAUCAAUCUCUGAUCAAAUGCAUAAAGCUAACCAUUUGUUACAUCAUACAAAUCGUGUACAUUCAUUAACAAAUAAUAAUAAUAGUAACAAUGUUUAUUGUGAUUCUCCACCUGAGUCGUGUUCAAGUUCAGUUAGAUUAAAUUAUCAAUCAGAUCAUUACUAUGGACAUAAUAAUAAUACUAAUAACAUAACUGGUGGUUGUAGUGGCAGUAGCAUUAGUGGUGGUUGUAGUGGUUGUAGUUUAAUAAAUUCUGCUCGAGGAGAAUAUUAUGAUGAUACUGGCUUUGAUUUCACCUUGUCGUCAUCGUCUCCUCCGCCUCCGUCUACUCCUGCUCCACCACCAUCACAACCUCUUCCAUCAGGAGGACCAGCAGCAGCAUCCUCUUGUCAAUCGAAAUUAUUCUAUCCACGUCCUAUGCAUAACAGUGUUGUCGGCGGUGGUGGUUGUCAUCAGCAACAUCAUCAUCACCAGCAAACAGUUGACAGUCAUUAUCAUACUGGUGGAAGUCAACAAAGUGGUGGAGGUUUAUUCCAGUCAACAAAUACUGAACAACAACGACGUUAUUCGUUAUCAUCAUUACCAUUCUGUGAAGUGAACUUGGCAUCACCUAUCAAUAGUACAAGACAGUCAUCUAAUGGACCAUCGAAUCGUCGACGUGUUAGCCUUCUUGUAGACGGUGUACGCUUUUUAAUCGAUUUGGAUUUACUACAAGCCCAUCCGAAUACAAUGCUUGGUCGUAUGUUUAAUUCACAAUUUUUAGAAACAAAAUAUUUAUAUGAUUAUCCACCAGGUCCUGUCUGCGGGAGUGGGAGUGGUGGCGGUUGCGGUGGCUCCAGUAGUUAUUGUCAGUCAACAUCAAUUGAAAGUAGUCCACCAAGUGAUCGAAAAUCUCAACCAACUACAAAUACAUCUACUGCUGCCUCUGUUGCGACAACAACGACAACAACAUCAGGUGGAAUGUUUAAUACAAAUCAUUCCUCGUCUUCAUCGUCAACAGUUCAUCGUUACCAUCAGCAUCAGCAUCAUAACCAUCAGAGUUAUAAUACUCCUUAUCAAAUGCAUCAUCCACCUGAUAUAUCAAUUGCUCAAGAUUCAAAUAUCUCCGCUCAAGUAUUUCGUACACUACUCGAUUAUUAUUUAAUUGGUCGGAUGACAUGUCCACCGGGUGUAUCAGUACAAGAGUUAAAAGAAGCCUGUGAUUACUUUCUCAUACCAUUCAAUCAACAAACUGUACAUUGUGAAAAUCUACGUGCAUUUCUACAUGAAUUAUCUAAUGAUGGUGCACAUAUUAUAUUUGGACAAUUUCUUGAAACACAUAUUCUCAACUUAUUGAUUAAAUGCACACAACUAGGUGAACGUGAAUGUCAUAUUGUCAUUGUAACAGAUGAUGAAAUUAUCGACUGGGAUCCUGAAUAUCCUCCACAAAUGCCAGAGAAUGAAUUAAACUCGCAUAUUAUCUAUAGUACACAAAUGUUUCGAUUUUUAAAGUAUAUCGAGAAUCGUGAAGUGGCUAAACAAGUCCUAUUGGAGCGUAGUUUGAAAAAAAUUCGUAUCGGUAUUGAAGGUUAUCCAACGUGUAAAGAUCGGGUGAAAUUUCGUCCUGGUGGUCGACCUGAAGCUAUUUACAAUUAUGUCCAGUGUCCAUUUCUACGUAUGUCAUGGGAAGAAGAGGAGAAUAAAUCGAGACAUGUUGAUUUUCAGUGUGUAAAGAGUAAAUCGGUGAGUGAUUUAACAAGUGGAUUAGAACAAGCUGUAAUCGACCCAUUGCCACCGCAUUUAGUUGCUCAUUCAAAUUUCAAUGGACAGUCAAGAACAUCUGGAAUAGAUCCUCUGGUGACUGCUGCUGCUGCUUCCGGAGGUGGUGGUACCAAUGUAUCCUCUUCAUUAGGUGUAGAAACUCAAACUACUCAUCAUACUACACUUGAGCACAGUAUCACUGAUAAUAUUGUUUCAAAUACAAUUGAUGACAUUUCAUCUAGGCAUAAUAAUACUUUACUGAACACUCAUCAGAUGAUCACCAAUGAGGAUAACAGUAAUAAUGAAGAUUCAGUCUACUUGACUCAUCAAUUACCACCGACCUUAUCAAAUCUAUCGAUUGUCACUUCUGAAUUAGGAUCGAAUUCAGAUGAACCAGAUUCAGCUACUCCAUUGUAUAAUGCUGCUUCAACAAUAGAAGGACAAGAUGAUCCUGUUUCACCGACAUCACCACCAUCAACUACUUGACUGUUUAUUGUGCACAAAAUUCAAUCGAUUGAAUUACUUCGUUCGUUAAGUUGGUCAUCAUCUCUGCUUUCUGUGUGUGUCUGUGUGUGUGUCACACAAAUA
Molecule: messenger RNA, 3571 nt
Organism: Trichobilharzia szidati
Lineage: Eukaryota; Metazoa; Platyhelminthes; Trematoda; Strigeidida; Schistosomatidae
Source: the annotation of a GenBank genome assembly